ACUUCCGGUUAGCAACCAAUACGCGACGCCUUGAUGGUUUCCAUGGGGCCGCUGACAACAAAGGUUAAGCUAGUUAAAGGAUGCUAAGCGUAAACAUUUAGCCUGUAGUUGCUUUCUAAAGAAACAAAAGAAAAUUCCCAAACUGCGUUUUAAAGAUCUGGCUAGCAAGCCUGACUUGAAGCUUAUAAUAAUUUACUUUAGCGUUAGCUUGCUAACUUGCGUUCAGCAGCAAACCGACUGGAAAGGAGCUAAUUGCUAACAACAUCAUCAUGAUGAGCGAACAGCUGAAAUUUAUUGUCGAACAACUCAACAAGGAACCCUUCAGGAAGAACUUCAACCUGGUGAUGUUUGAUUCUCUGGAACCGAUGCAACUUCUCCAGGUUUUUAACGACGUGCUCGCGGAAAUAGACCCAAAACAAAGCAUAGACAUCCGAGAGGAAAUGCCUGAGCAAACUUUGAAAAGGAUGACUUUACUGCUUGGGAUGCUGAAAUACAAGCCUCCAGACAACAUGGCUGAUGUGAAGACCUUCCAGCAGGGCCUGGUCACUGGCAGUAAAUCGGUUAUUCAUCCAAUCCUCCACUGGCUGUUACAGAGGGUCCCCGACCUGAAGAAGAGGGCUUACUUAGCCCGCUUUUUGGUAAAGCUGGAGGUGCCUGCAGAGUUUUUGCACGAUGACAUCAUCAGUGACACUUACAGCCAGUAUGAAGAGCUGGUGGAAAGCUUCAAGAUGUAUCAUAAGCAGUGUGAGCAGCUGAGGACGUCAGGCUUCUCUACAGCAGAAAUCAGGAGGGAUAUUAGCGCCAUGGAGGAAGAGAAGGAUCAGCUGAUCAAACGUGUGGAGCGGCUGAAGAAGCGGGUGGAGUCGGUGUCCAGCCAUCAGCGGAUGCUGGAGCAGGCCAGGCAGCUGCGGGUGGAGAAGGAAAGAGAGGAGUCUCUGGCUCACCAGAAACAACAGCAGAAAAAUCAGCUGUUUCAGGCAGAGCAGAGAGUGCUGAGAUCCCACCAGCAGCUGAAGGAUAUGCGACAAUCCGCCGCAGAUGCAAAUCCAGAGAGCUUAACCAGAAGACUCGAGGAGGAGAUCCAGAUCAACUCUUACAUGGUCUCUGAGAAACUCCCCAAAGAGCUGGAGAGUUUGAGGCGCACCGUGCAGUACCUGCAGAAAGUGGCAGCAGAACCUGCAAUGGGCCAGCCCAACAUCCGGGAGCUGGAGGACAGGAUCAGAGACGUGGACUCUCAGAUUAACCUGCUGAUUGAGAAGAAGAUGUUGAGGAAUGACCCCAUAGAUGACAAACUGACCCUUUACAAACAACAGGCGUCCAUUAUCAGCCGAAAGAAGGAGGCGAAGGCAGAGGAGCUCCAGGAAGCGAGGGAGGCGCUGGCCACGGCGGAGAGGGAGAUGAAGCAGAGGCACAGCCAGUCCUCACAGGGGGAAGAGGUCGUUCGAGGUGACGAGCUGAAACGCGUGGUGGCAAAACUCCGCAGCAAAGGAACUGCUUACAAGAAAAGACGCCUGGAGCUCUCGGAGCUGAAAGCUGAGUACGGAGUCCUGCAGCGGACGGAGGAGAUCCUCCGACAGAAGCACGAGGCGGUCCAGGAGAAGCUGCAAGCUGUGGAAGUUGAGAAGGGCAUCUCUGGCUACAGCAGCACUCAGGAGGAGCUGGAGAGGGUCUCUGCCAUCAAGACAGAGCUAGACGAGAAGAAGGGGCGCACGCUGGACGACAUGUCUGAAAUGGUGAAGCGGUUAAACUCGUCGAUUGUGGAGAAGAAGUCAGCUCUUGCCCCCAUCAUAAAGGAGCUGAGGUCACUGAGACAACGUCGGGAGGAGUUAAGCCAGGAGUACAGCGAAAAGAAAGCUCAAUAUGAAAGCUGCGCUGCUGGUUUGGAGAGUAACCGAUCCCAGCUGGAGCAGGAGGUGAAAGCAUUAAAAGAGGAGAUGGCCCAAAAAGAGAACCAGUAUCACUACAUCAACUCCAUGUCUGAGAUUAUCGAGAUGCAGAUGCAGCAGGCAGCAGAAGAAAUGAAGGCAUACGUCUCCUCUGAUCCUCAAGAAAGGAAGAAGACCAUCAGGGAAUUGUACAUGAAGAACAUAGCAGAACAGGAGUCGCUUGGCAAGAAGCUACGCGAGGAGCAGAAAACGGUCCGGGAGAACCACAGCGCCAACAUGGAGCAGAUGACGCUGUGGCGGGACCUGGAGCAGCUGAUGGAGUGCAAAAAGAGAUGCUUUAUAAAGGCACAGAACCAGGCCUCGGUGGGACACGUCAUUCAGGACGAGGCCAAAGACAUGCUGGUGCUGUGAAGACACCCCCAAAGGAAAAGCUUAUAAAACCUCAAAUAUUAAAGGGUUAAUGUCAUGGUAAA
Molecule: messenger RNA, 2359 nt
Organism: Oryzias melastigma (Indian medaka)
Lineage: Eukaryota; Metazoa; Chordata; Actinopteri; Beloniformes; Adrianichthyidae
Gene: ift81
Product: intraflagellar transport 81 homolog
Exons: 18
Coding region: 270-2297 (675 amino acids)
Biological process (GO): cilium assembly; intraciliary transport
Cellular component (GO): intraciliary transport particle B; centrosome; cilium
Molecular function (GO): tubulin binding
Source: RefSeq, a predicted model, not a curated record